This is a messenger RNA of Closterium sp. NIES-65, 969 nucleotides long. NCBI's taxonomy places the organism in Eukaryota, Viridiplantae, Streptophyta, Zygnematophyceae, Desmidiales, Closteriaceae. The record is from the annotation of a GenBank genome assembly.
AUGUCGCUUUCCGUGUCAUUUUCCGCGUCAGCAUCCGCAUCCGCAUCCACGUCAGCAUCCACGUCAGCAGCCACGUCAGCAUUUGCAGGGAAUCCGGGAGGGCCUGUUCCUCCAGCGAGGAUCGAUCUAGCUGCUGCACCCAGAGGCACGUUUGACCCCACCGAUGAGAAGCUCCGGGCUGCUGCCACCAACUUUGAACGCGCCCUCACUGCUUCCACUGUACCUGUGACUAUAUGUGCGCCACCUCUACACCGUCGACUUAUCAACGGUCCAGAUUGUGCGUGCUGGCAGGUGGAGGAGGAGGAGGCGCUAUGGACGGUGGUGAUCGAAUCGUGCGAGCGGGCAGGCAAUGCCGAAUGGGUGCCAGACAUUGCAUCGAGAGCGCUGGGCAACCGAGGCAACGCACGGUCGAGACAGGGAAGACUGGUGGAGGCUCUAGGGGACUACAACGCUGCCAUCGCCUACGCUCCCUAUGCAGUUGACCCAGUCCUCAACCGGGGCGUGGUGCUGGAGUCGCUGGGGCGCUUCCAGGAAGCUGCGGCUGAUUACUCUGCCGUGCUGGCAGUAGCGCCUAACGACCCUGCAGCGUGGAACAACCUGGGAAACGCACAGGCAGGUGUGGGGGCGUGGGGGGAUGCAGUGGAGAGCUACAGGCGGGCCAGCAUGUUGGCUCCGGUCUUCUCCUUUGCUGCUGCCAAUUACGCUCUCGCAUUGUACGAGGUGGGAAACGACAACGCUGCUAUCAAACAGAUGAGGAACCUUCUCCGAAAGUACCCUGAGUUCCCCGACAUGCGAGCAGCACUGGCAGUGGCACUCUACGCAGCGGGACUGAGAGCCGAAGCUGAGAACGCCUGGAGCAGAGUCGACGAUGGGCGUUAUCGCGAUCGCGAGUGGGUGAGCGAGUACCGCCGCUGGCCCCCUCGCCUCGUUUCAGAGCUAGCUGCCUUCCUUGACCUCAAGCCAGUGUAG